This is a messenger RNA of Podarcis lilfordi (Lilford's wall lizard), 10626 nucleotides long. The record is from the annotation of a GenBank genome assembly. NCBI's taxonomy places the organism in Eukaryota, Metazoa, Chordata, Lepidosauria, Squamata, Lacertidae.
CAGAGGGCCGCGGAGCAGCUGCGCGCAUCGCGGCUCGUGGCCAGGAGAGCCUGGCAGACCCGUCCCCUGGCCUCAUCCUCCCUCUUCCUCCGCAGGGAGAUCGGGCGCCCCUUCUCAGCCGGUUCUUGAGAUCGCAGGCGCGGAGACUUGUCUGGCGCGCAGGCUGCCCGGAGGGAUGAAGCUGGCGGCGCUUUGACGAGGCUUUCUUCUCCGCGCGCGCCCAAGACAGCUCAGCAUCGGCGGGACUGGGUGCCGUGGCCGGGACGCGUCGCUUGGGUGAGUGGCAAGGGGGAGCCGCGCGGUUGGGUGCGCCCUUGCUCGCUGGCGCACAGGGAGCCAGACAGCCAGAGUUUCCCCAGACGAGUGGCUACUCGCUACCGUGGCUGGUUCUUAACAUUUUGAUGGUAAUAACGCUCAGCAGUAGCCUUUUCUCCUCUCUAUCUCACUCUGCCUCUUCCUGGAGCACCUGUGGAGCACCUUCUGGAACCGCUUGUCGUGGCGUGUAUUGGGGAGGUGGCAAAAGGAAUAAAAGAGCGCGCGCGUUCUCCUUAAUCGGGAAUAAGUUUUCCUUGCUAGACGCAGCGACAGCUCACCCCCUAAUUUGAUUUUUGGAAAUAAGGCCUGGUGAGUUGACUCGGAUUUAACAAAAUUCCAGGUCUCUCCCCUCCCCCCCCCCGGUUUUGGGAUCUGCACGCAUGCAAAUCUCCAGCCCAAAACACACCGGGAAAUGCCACUUUUGUAUAAAUGAGUUUCGAGCCUGUCAAAGGCCACAGGCGGUGAGGAUAUUUUGUAGCAUCCUGAGAUGGCCAUUUCCCACCUGCGUAGCGCUGAGUGGAAGAAGCCUCUGUCCUUUCAUGCUGGAAAAUAGAAGGGUGUAGGCGAUUGUGGUGUUUUUUUUUGGGGGGGGGCAUGUAUCCUGCCUUAAUUUGGAAAAAAAUGUCUCCUCAAACGUGCAAGGUUCUCUGUGUUUGGACAGCAAGACCAAAACACACGACAAAUUCCUGGUCAACGCAGUUCUGUACCGUGAAAUAUACUCUUAACAAUGAACACAGUUUUAUGCUAGUGUACGCUGGGCAAAGUAAACGUUUCAGUGAUUUGUAGAUCGGCGCGUUCCUUUCCAGCUAUCAUUCCUUCUCGCCAUACCAUACUCUGCGACAGUAUGAGUUUACCGGCGCACUUCCAUUGUCUCUGGAGACAGACGGAUGCCAACAAAUAGUUACCGAAUAAAAUGGGAUUGGGACUAGAGGGGAAAGAUAUCCACCAAUCUACAAAUCGCCGAUUUGCAUUCAUUUAUUUUAAUUGCAUUUAUAUCCAGCUAACGUGGCGCACUAGGAAAUCCAGUAAAUCAACGGGACUUUCAGAAUUGGGCUUAGCGUGGCAGCCGGAGUCCCCAGCAGUCUCCAAGCUCAAAUCAGGACACCAAUGUGCGCCUUUCGGGGAACUGCAAGUGUGACGGCUGCUACUUUCCCAGAGUUUCAUCCUUGAAAAGGCAGCGGAAGAUGGUUUUUAUUCCGAGUAGACUGGCCUCUAACAAGGGAAACAAUACAUGAAAUUAAAUUCUUUUCAGUGUUUUAAAAAGCGUGGCAGGAUCAUCAUCUUUACUUGAACAGGAGUGAUAUAUAAUAUACACAGUGUAACACGCACACACAUUAAAAGCUUCCAAAAGCGUCCUAUUUUGCAGGGUCUUUCGACAAAGCACUGUGGUUAAGAGAAACGGUGCGCACCAAGUAAAAUCACACAAUCGAGUCCUGCUUUUAAUCCGAGGAGGCGCGUGCAGUGGCGAAAAAAGGCUGCUCGCAUGUAGUUUAAUACCCAGGCAGCCUUCACAUGCUCAGAGGCCACGCGCCCACACACUGGCUCAAACUGCUUUGGGACACGUGCCUACGAAGGGCUCUUGCGCCUUGAGCAGAGACCGGGCAGGAAAGAAUCCCUGGAGAAAGAAACCGAUCCCUGGAGAAGCGAACACAUCGCCUGUGUUCAUGGGCGUAGCCAGGAUUUUUGUCGGGGGGGGGGGGCAGGCCUUUUGUUGGGGGGGGGGGAAAGAGCUUGUUACCCUUUCUGUUGUGCGUGCGCGCUAGGCUUAUGUAAGGCCUUUGGACAAAAGUGUCCUCUGUCACAGGUGAGCGACAUCCCGUCAGUUUCUCUUUCGAAGCGCUGCCUCGUCCAGGUGGGCUUGUGGCGAGAGGGAGAGCCCGCUCCGGCCUUUGGGGACAGAGCAAGUGGGGAGCCAUCAAGGGGAUUUCUGGUGGGCUUCGCGUUGCGGCGCCCAAGCGCGCCGUUUCUUCCUCUUGCCCCAAAGGCGCGCAAGGAGCAGGCGUCACCUCGGUCUCUUUCCCGACACCUGAGAUCCCCGUGGUGAUGCGAUCCCCCCUCUCCCGCUGGGGCAGGAGGAGCGAAUCCCCUUUACGUGCUGGCGGUGUUGCCCGCCGUGGGACCCCCAGAACCACGCACGUCGGGCCAGAAAUCCCCCUCGGCCUCUGAGCCGGAAUUUUGCGUGGUGGGAAAAUAAUUCUGCCUGUGUGGAAAUGUGUUGAGCGCUGGGCGCUGGCGAGACCGAGUGGAGCGAGAGCUUUGGGCGCCUGAGCGCAGGUUAGGAGGCCAGAAAAACCCUCUCGGGUCUUUUCCCCGAACCGCACACUUACUCGAAAGUAAACCCCUCCGAACGUCGGCGAGACUUGACAGUGUCUCUUAGGCUAGCGGGCGACGUAGGGCCGCGCGCGCAAAUGCGAUUCUCCUUCUUGCGCGCCUAAUCCAAAGAUCGAUCGAUCUGUCUAUCUCUGCCUUGCAGUGAGCGAGCUGGAGGAGCAGGCGGGAGCCGCGCGGCGCGAGCCAUGGCUGAGGGGACGCCAGUUCCCCGCGGCGGAGACGUCUGGGAAAUCGACGUGGAGAGCCUGGAAGACGCGGACGGGAUGGAGCCGCCGCCGCCGCCUCCUGGCCCUCGACUGGAGGCUGUCGAAGACGACGACGCUGACGAAGAAGAGGAGGAAGAGGAGGAUGGCGACGAAGAGGACGACGACGACCGCGAGGAAGACGAAGGAGCGGGCGGGCGCGUUCUUCUGCCUCCGCCGCCUCCGCCACCCCGCACGCAGCCGCCCGUUGAGGCGGCGGUUUCUGGGGAGCCGCCUGCGCGCAAGCUGAGCCGGACGCCCAAGUGCGCGCGCUGUCGCAACCACGGCGUGGUGUCGUGCCUCAAGGGCCACAAGCGCUUCUGCCGCUGGCGGGACUGCCAGUGCGCCAACUGCUUGCUGGUGGUGGAGAGGCAGCGCGUCAUGGCCGCGCAAGUGGCGCUGCGCCGGCAGCAGGCCACCGAGGUGAGCGCCCGGCCCGGGGACCCAGCGGAGAGCUCUUCCCCCAGCCCUAUGUCCCGCUUCUUUUCUGCUUUGCAAAGUGGGGGGGAAGCUCCGCAAAUACCCCCUUUUCCCCCCGUUUCUUUCCCUACAAAGGCAACCAGGUGGAAUGAAGGGGAUGCCUCGCUUUCAGGACGAUGCAAACUGCUAGCCGCUAUUGCGAGCUGCCAUCUAAACGGCCUUUGCUCAGAAAUAAUUCUAUUUCCUGCCGUGGAUCUUCGCCCUACUCGAAAGCAUGGAAAUGUCACUUCCAAGCCAACCGGUCCAUAGGACGGGUGGGGGUUGUGUGUUUGGCAUUUAAUUGGCAGUGAACCGGUGGUGGCUCACUCUGGCCUUAAGGUGGCAGGACCGGGGUCUACUUAAUGCGCAUCUGGGUCCCACAUUGACCAGGUCUGUCCGGCCUGGCUGAUGCGACUUCACUCCGGGCACGAGGACUUGAGCGACGAGCUCUCCCUGCUGCUAUGCACCUCUGCCUUGUCUGCGAGGAUUUUCCAGCCUUCAGAGAUGAUUCAAUUAAAGGCGCGAUAGGCACAAUUCCUUUGCCAAGCCAAUCCAGACCGUAGAAUCUGGGUUUGUUGCCAAACGAAUCCAGACUGUAAAAUCCAUUUUACAGUCGACAUUUCCCCGCUUAACGUUGUUUUUAGCUUGCUCCUCAGGAACUUGAGCACUUUUCUUAAAACACCCUCCUAUACGCAGAAUAUCUCAAUCAAAUGUGGAGUCACUUUAAUUUUCGAUCUAGCAGCGUUAAUCUCUGUCAGAUCUUUGUCAGUCAGUGUUUAACAAAAUGAAGUCUGCCAUUAGAUUUUUUUGGGGGGAAGUGAUGAAUCAUGCACAAUUAGCCCCCCCCAAUUUAAAUUUUCAAGAAUGCAGUAUUCAUUUUCCCUUGCCCCUCUGGUCUUUUCUGGAACACCCUGAAUUUGAACACAUUCAACAUUUCCCAGACAAAUUCAGCUGUCUUUAAUGUUAUUUCAUUUGCAGAGCUAAACACACUUAAUUUUUUCCUGUCAGCAGCUGAUGUUUAAGGUUGCAAUCCCAUGUAUAUUUAUUGAGUAUAUUUAUUGCACUUGUACACUUCUGAGUAUGCAGGUAAAGGAGAAUAUACUGUAUGCAUGACCCUGGCUAGAUAAUUGUCCUUGCUCUUCUUCAGAAGCCGAGUGCUAAGCUAUGCUUAGAGUCAUAGUUUGACACCUGGGCCCUAAACACUUUGACUUGAAAGUCCCUUCUUUCUAAAUAAUGUGUUUAGAGCAUGCGUAAGUGUUGAAGAAUACUCAUACAAAUCAGGGCCAAUUAUUCUCACGACUAUUACUAUUAACGAACCCUAAUUUAUGAAUUUGGAAAAGUUGUUUUCCUAUUCUUUCAUAUCACAAUUUUAAAAAGAGUACAACAGGGAUUCAUCAGGGGGUAAGAAAUAAUCUGCGGAGCUGGUGAUUUUAAAACUUCAUUCCCCCCCUUUUUUUACUAGGAUAAGAAGGGGCUUACAGGGAAACAGGCCAACUUUGAGCGCAAGGCAGUCUAUCAGAGGCAAGUACGGACACCCAGUUUGCUGGCAAAAAGCAUCUUAGAAGGUAAUACACUUCAGCACUUUGAACUUUUCAGUUUUUAAAUAUCUUGGUUAUUGUUACUGAAAUAUUCAUCUUUUGCAUUUCCCUUUAUUAAUUUGAAUGUAGAAGAUUUCAGGAAGUUAGACGAAGAAACCCAAUUGUAACAGCUAACUCAACACAGAGUCAGAUUCACUUAAGUCCACUGAUUUUAGUGUGCUUAAGCAGAAGAGAUUCAGUGUGGGAUCAUGGCUAUACAUGUAAAAAAACCAAAACACCCUAUAGAUGCUGCUUGUAUGGCAAUUUGUUGAUGACUGCAUCAUGAGCACAGAAGGAACUGGAAUCAGCCGAGGACAAUAUUCAUAAAUGCAUUCUAUUCUGCUGGAAAGAAUCAUGCAGGUCACUUAGCAGUUGGUUGAGGAGCUAAACAAAUGUCAACACUAACAUGGAAAUGCAGAAAAUACUGAGGAAAAACAAAAGGAAACAAAUACUUGGCGCAAACAACUUCUAAUUAACAGCAAUGAUGGCUCAGUAAACUAAUCCCUGACCUCCACCAAGCCAUCCCUGUCAAAUAUGUCCUGCAUUUUAAUUCUACCACCUUCUGCUUGGAUUUUGGUCUGUUGAUUGUCUGAUCAGGGAAAGUAUUUUGAGAAUUUGAAUGUAAGAGAUCCUUUGUUUUUGAAAAAACAAACCAACCAAGAAUUUAUUAUCUGGGGAAACUGUAUCUUUAACAAAUGUUCCAAAUUUUAAAAUAGAAACAAAAGCUAAGCUAGUAUAAUGUGAAAAUUAAUAUACUAUGACAAUAUUUGAAGUUUUGUUUUUCCUUUAAUAGAAAAAUGGUUAGUUAUAUUUAAUGAUUUCAAAACAAGCUCAGCUAUUGGGAAACGAGCCCAUGAGUACAUUUUUUUUUUAAAAAGUGAUGCACAUUUUACUAAUCUGUGGAUUUAGACUUGUAUGGCAGACAUUGGUGAUGAAAACCAAUUCCUGUCCAAGUCAGUGACAAAAAAACCUACUUUUGAUUUUGCUGCAUCUCCAUUGCAACUUUACAACGUACAGUAACAUUCCUGUGCACAUUUAUUUGGGAGCAAGUUCUGCUGGACUUCAUAGGACUUACCUGUGGAUAUAGAAACAAAGGACUGGGCUAUGUAUGUACAGUGGUACCUCGGGUUAAGUACUUAAUUCGUUCCGGAGGUCCAUACUUAACCUGAAACUGUUCUUAACCUGAAGCACCACUUUAGCUAAUGGGGCCUCCUGCUGCUGCCGCUGGAGCACAAUUUCUGUUCUCAUCCUGAAGCAAAGUUCUUAACCUGAAGCACUAUUUCUGGGUUAGCGGAGUCUGUAACCUGAAGCGUAUGUAACCUGAAGCGUAUGUAACCCGAGGUACCACUGUAUGUAUGUAUGUAUGUAUGUAUGUAUGUAGUUGCCUUAAGUCAAGGAUGGAGAACCGUUAGCUCUCCAUAAGUUGUGGGACCACAGCUGCCACCAUCCCUGACCACUGAGCAUGCUGGCUGGGGGUGAGGGGAGCCUGGCAGCAACGGCAGGGACACAGCUUCCAUGUCCCGGCCGAAAUACUUGGGAAUAAAUGCCACUGAACUCGAACUCCAUUUUGGAGCGAAUAGGAUAGAAUGGGGCUGCUCAUUUCCUGUUCAACAGAGUGAAUAUUUUGUGAGCAGUCAAUAAUUUUUGGAUGCACCGUAAAAUAUAUAUGGGUUACACUAAGAGCCCUCCCAGAUAGUGGCUUAAUACCAUAAACAGCUCAUUCAGAUAUUGCAAACAGGUAACUAGCGACAGGGGUUAAAAUAAUGAUAAUAAUACUGGAUUUUUUCCAGAAUGGGUAAAACUGGAUUUAAAUGGAGAAAAACAGCAGGCUGUCACUCUGAUGCCAAUGGUGUUGUGUGGACAAUGAAGAAAAUGUCCAUGCAUGAGGAGCACCCAUCCCGCAACAAACUGCCAUAUGGAACCACCCCGAGGGCAAAAUAAAUACGAUCGCUUCCUGCUCCCAGACCAGUUUAAUAUAAAUUGUUAAGAUGCUGCCGAAUCUUUAAAAGCCGGCAGCAAAUGCAUCUAGCUUUGAUAGUUUUUAAAUGCAGCUCCGAGGUUAUGUGCCAUUAGAAAAAAAACCAAUGCAAAUUCUUAACUGAAGGGGCUCUGGUUUUUUUUGCCGGCCAAUGCCAAUUACUGAAAAUGGCUUGGAUAACUCAUCAUAUCUUUUCUUGUACAGUGGUACCUCAGGUUAAGUACUUAAUUUGUUCCGGAGGUCCGUGCUUAACCUGAAACUUAACCUGAAGCACCACUUUAGCUAAUGGGGCCUCUUGCUGCUGCCGCGCCGCCAGAGCCCGAUUUCUGUUCUUAUCCUGAAGCAAAGUUCUUAACCUGAAACACUAUUUCUGGGUUAGCGGAGUCUGUAACCUGAAGUAUAUGUAACCUGAGGUACCACUGUAUUGGAAUCUCAAGUUUUUUGAAUAACGUCUGCAAUUACCGUAUUUUUUGCUCUAUAGGACGCACCCGACCAUAGGAUGCACCUUGCUUUAGAGGGGGAGAACAAGAAAAAAAAAAUCUCCCCCUCUCUGUGCAGCGCCCCUUCAGCGAAGCGGCAGGGGAAACGGAGCCCCUUCCAUUUCUCCUCCCGUUUAGCUGAAGGGGCGCUGUGCCUUAGCUGAAGGGGCACCUACCCUUCAGCGAAAGGAACCCGAAGCCUCCGGAGCGCAGCGGGAGCUCCCACUGCACUCCGGAGGCUUCAGGUAGCUAUCCUUGAAGCCUGGAGAGUGAGAGGGCUUGGUGCGCACUGACCCCUCUUGCUCUCCAGGCUUCAGUGAAGGCAACCUGAAGCCUCCGGAGCAUGGCGGGAGCGCUCCAACGGCGCUUUGGAGGCUUCGCGUUCCUAUCACUGAAGCCAAGGUGCCUGCAUUCACUCCAUAAGACGCACACACAUUUCCCCUUAAUUUUUGGAGGGGAAAAUGUGCGUCUUAUAGAGCAAAAAAUAUGGUAAUAACCAAGCCACUUAGAGAAGGGAGAUCAUGAAGACAGUUGGUGAACUUCAGCAGUGUCUGUGGGCGAGCAGAAUGGACUUCUGCUCAUGGAGUGGGACUUUAUCUUCCUCCCCUCCCCUCUGUAGCCCCCGAACUCCCCCAAUCUGCUCCAGAGAUUGGAGGACUUUGUGGAGCUGAUUUGGGGGAUUCUGGAAGAGAGCAGAGGAAGUCCUGCUGUAUGAGUGGAAGAAUAUUAAUCUAAUGUUGGAAGUUUGGGAAAGUAAAGGUUAUUAGACUGAGUUUGCGCUUCCAGAUUAGAAUACAAUCCUAGGUCUGUAUAGAUUCUUUUUAUCUGCCUCCAAUGUUUUUAUUUUUGUCUCAGUAUUCACUCACUCUCUAACAUACUGUCUCCCCAAGAGAAAAAUCUUUCUUGCAUCCCUUUCCCUUAUUUGUCUUAACUUUCUUUCUCUUCUCUCCUAGUAUUCCUUGGACUUUUUUCUACCAUCUCUGUGCACAUAGUGAUUCACCUUUAGAAAAUAGAAAUGCACCAGCUAUUAGGUAUAGAUAUCUUUGGUGAUGAUAUUAUAAGUCCCUCAACAAAGAAACAGAAACAAUAUAAUAACACGGGAAUGUGAAGAACCUCUCUUAAUGUGUGUGUGUGUGAGAGAGAGAAAGAGAGAGAGAGAGAGGUUAGCAGCGUGACUUUGGGCAUGGUGAAAAUCGGUGUGGGUGAUGACAAAACCAUGUGCUUGCUUGCACUUUCCAUUUCUGCACCUCCUAUAUAAUGUCAGAAGAACAACGUGCAUCUCUUCCUCCCUAGUGAGAUGCAUGAACUUCUGGCCUGAAGACGGCUCAUGCAUGUUGCACAUUCAAAGGACAUGUCACCCCUCAAAGAAUUCUGGGCACUGUAGAUUGUUAAGAGUUGCUUGGAGUUGUAACUCUCUAUUAUUUGAUGGAAUGAAUGUCCUUUGAGUACGCUUGAAAGGUAUAUUGUGCAUCUGCAGCUUAUUGUGGAGGAAGGUUAACAAGUUUUGCUUUGGAUGAUACUCGGGAAGCGUGUCAAGAAGAGCUCACAUCGACUCAUAAUUAUGAAGCCACCAAUUGAUAAGGAUAGCAGGAAAUUGUCACAAAUGUUUCAAAGUGCUGUACACACCACAACAAAACCUUAGUGAGAACUGAGGGCACCAAUGACCAAGCAACAAAUACUUGGCUCCUUCAAUUUGGUAACUCUUUUAACAUCCUACUCGACCCUUUGAUAAAAAGAACACUUUUUUUGGAUAAAUAGCUGACUCCAUCUUUGUUUCUGUUUUCCUUUCUCUGCAGGUUACCGUCCUAUUCCAGCAGAUCCCUACCUUGGAGGGAAUUCAUCCUUGCCACCUCCUGUGAGUGACAGGAUGAGGAAAAGGCGGGCUUUUGCUGAUAAAGAAUUGGAGAAUAUCAUGCUGGAGAGGGAGUUCAAAGAAAGAGAAAUGAUGGAAGCGACCCAAGCGGCGGCCUUUUUCCUGCCUAACCGCAUGGUGCAUGGGACUGAAUACAACACUUACAAAACUGCCUUUAGCCCUAACCACGUCGAAGCUCCCAAUAAGGAGUUUUGUGGCUUCCUCCCCACUUGCUUGGAUCUAACAAUGCAAUAUUCAGGUUCAGGGAACAUGGAACUGAUUUCGUCCAAUGUCAGUGUCGCCACUACGUACCGGCAGUAUCCUUUGCCCUCCAGGUUCCUGGUGUGGCCAAAGUGCAGCCCCCUGAACGACGCUCUCCUCUACCAACAGUGCCUGCUCAACGCUACCGCUGUCCAGUCCCUCAAGCCUGGGGCGAUUUGGGACCCCAAGGCUUCGCAAGGUCAGGACUGUCCGAGCUCGGAGCAUGAUUUGAUGUCGUCCAAGAGCGAGCCCUCCUUCCUGCUUCCUCAUGUUAGAGAAAUCCAGCCGCCUCAAAAUGAACUCCAGAAUCUCCCUCAGGUGACUUGUGACAGGUCGGCCUUCUCGCCUCCUAAGAGGACUUUUUCUCAGAUCUCUGACAAGGACACUCUGGUCCCGCAGGAACACUCGCUCUGUAAGAUCAGCAAAGAAAGCAGCAAGCAGCAUCCGUCGCCCCCCGGCAAAUAUAGUCCUUUCCAUUCGCUCUUCCAGCAGACACUCCACAGCAAAUCGGGGCCGGAGUUAAAAGCAACAUUGGACGAGGCCUCCAAGAAAUACAGAGAGUCCACCAUCAAAGAAAACCAAAAAUACAAGCUUGCCAUUGACAAAUAUGCAAAAGACUUUUUGGGGACGAAACAAGCCAUGACCAAAUUGUCAACCCAUGAACCCCUGUCGUUUUCGGUCGAAUCGAUUCUUAAACGGCCAUCUUCGAUGGUCACCAAUGUGUCUCAAUAGAGAGAGAGAGACUACUGUGAUAGCCAACCGACUGAAGGUAGUGUAUUUGCACUUAAGGUUACAAUCCGAAUCAUAUGUACAAGGAAGUCCCUUUUAAAAUGAGUGGAACUUAUUCCUGUAUAAACAUGUUUGGAAUUUGGUUGCAAGAUACUUGAUACCCAAGUCCAGGAACAAAUUUGGAAGACGUUCCACUGAUUUUUGUUAGCCUUUAUUGCCAAGUAAAGGAGCUCAGGAUUAUAACUUUUGUUCUAUGGAUCUCAGCUGACUUCAGUACGGUUAAUAUAUUCUAAGUGCAGGUGCCCUUUCUUAAACCAUUUUUGGGUUGGCUGCUCCCACAGUUUUUAAUGUGAAGAUUACUGCCAUGCCCGUUUGCAAUGUUGAGCCGUUGCUGUAUCUCACC